UAAGCCAGGCAGCGGCGAGUUGUUAGUUACCAAUCCCAACCAAAAAAUACAGAGAUCGAUGGCGGGUAGAGGCGGCAAUACCAACCCAAAACUGCCCAACCCGGAAGUGCAGAGGCCGACCACGGGUGAGAUGGAGAUGUUUGGGGCAUCUGGGAGGGAAGUGCAGAGGCCGGCCGCGGGUGAGGUGAUGUUUUGGGCAUCGGGGACGGUCAUGAACCCUAACCGUAAGUAUGCCGAUGUUCUUCGUCGCCAGUGUGAGAUCCUGAGGAGGAAUACUACGUAUCUGGAGAAGAUCACGCACCGGAGACGGAUGAGGGAGCCGUUAGAAGACAAGGAAAGGUCUUCGACACCUCUCAGGAUCGCUGAAAAGGAGGGCAUGGCCGAUCAGGAGAGCUCCCAGGUCAGUUCGAUCUUCGAUCUGUUGUCCCUGAUGCCCGACCAGAAGGAGAUGGACCCGAGGAAAUUCCCCAGACGCAAUUCGAACCCGGCGCAGAUAUACUUGCCCUGCGGUGCUAGGGACGACGAGAAAAGGCUUGCAGACUGUUUCGACCUUAUGUUGCACGAUAUGGACGAUUUGGCCAACAGGAUGCUCUCUGUGGAAUCUAUUCUGAGUGAAUUGAGUAUCACCAAUUUGGAAGAAGAAAAAGUCAGUGUGCCACAGUCCUUGUACACGAUCAAUGAGCUGGUUGACGCGACAUCCAGAGUUAAUAUGAACGCCAAGGAGUUCGUGAAAUGUUGUGGCUGGGUUACCAAGGAGGAGGAGGAGGAAACAGAAUUCAGAACCGAGGAGGAGGAGGAUGUAUGUUUCCCUAACUACCGUGCCGCCUGGGAGUCUGUAGGUGGUGGCACUGAGGGACGUUAUGGUGACUUCCAAGAUAUAACUACAUUGAGUUCUAUGCACUUUACGCACUGCACACCUGGACACAUCCCAUACCAUGCUGUCACUGGCAGCACCUCUACACCAUCAAGAUUGUCGACAUAAAAGGCAACUUGAACUGGCCACUCUAUGUGUAUGGUGUGAUUGCUGCUCAAGACACCGUGGAUCACAAUCGCAACCUUCUCUUCUUUCGGUCCAGUACUAAGUGCCAAAAACUUACUUGGGAGGAUCCAUUCUUGCGCUUGACUGGCCCGUCUCGUGCAAUUGUUGCUCUGGACCGUGUUUACUUUGAAGUCGCACUUAAUCUAAAAGACGAAACAUCAAAGUCUGAUGAUAGAGCAUUGAUAUGGCACAGCUUCUGUUAUGAUGAUAGUAGUUAUCAUGCUGGAUUACAUACCACUCUCCUUCCCAUCAACCUUUGCUCAGUGGAGUUAAGCCUUGAGAGACUUUCUAGAACGGUCCAGGCCACUAUCUUGAGUGUUCAGGUUGUUGAAGGGGUAUCAUGGCCUUUUAAACAUGGAGCCCGAGUUGCUUGCUCCUCAUCGCGUAAGGAAUUCAAGACCACUCCUCGUCAAGGCACGUCUAAGCAAGUUGUGUUGCUUGAUUCUCUUGGUGAAGAAGGGCCUGUAGGGGCAUAUGGUUUCCUUCAUCUGUCAGGGCGUGUUGUUUCAGUAGAAUUACAAGACACUCUAGAAGUAGUUGUACAAGCCUACUCACCAUCUGGUCAUAUUGAUUCCCAUGGUCAUGUCAAUUUCACUCCCCAGCUUUGCAACAUAAGUCAGAAUACAUGUGUCCUUGGCCACGUCAAUGGCCACUCCAAGGUGGAGAUCACUGUUGCUUGGUCGUGCCUUGUCCUGGACAAGAUGGAUCUCUUAAUAGAGGGAUGUGUUAAUGGUGGCCAGGCGUGAAUGUUAUGGAGGGAGAUACCCUUUGCCCAGUUAUAUCUAUUUGGUCCAAAACUGGUUUGUUGCAAUGUUGAAGUAUUGUGUAUCUAGGUAAGAUGUCCAACUGUUAUGUGUAUCGGCUGUACCUUAUGCUAUGCAAACGUUAUGUUGUGUCAAGUAUUUUUCUUUGAUUA
Brachypodium distachyon (stiff brome) is the source of this 1955-nucleotide messenger RNA. RefSeq lists its product as uncharacterized. The record is from RefSeq and is a predicted model, not a curated record. Lineage: Eukaryota; Viridiplantae; Streptophyta; Magnoliopsida; Poales; Poaceae. The transcript is spliced from 3 exons. Bases 59 to 982 code for a protein of 307 amino acids.